Molecule: messenger RNA, 1164 nt
Organism: Lytechinus variegatus (green sea urchin)
Lineage: Eukaryota; Metazoa; Echinodermata; Echinoidea; Temnopleuroida; Toxopneustidae
Exons: 2
Coding region: 75-1136 (353 amino acids)
Source: RefSeq, a predicted model, not a curated record
UUUUAAUACAGAGACCACUGAGACCUUUGGAAAACACGUUUGACCAACUAGAGUGCCGAAGUAUAGGAUAUAAAAUGGCUCCACAGUUUUUUCUUGAAAAGGACAUCUUUGACAAGAGCUUUGAUCAGCGUGUGGCAGAGUUCGAAGAGAUCUACCUAGCCAAGUUUGGACACUUCGCUCACCCUCAGAGAGAAGCGGCCCGGAAGAAAGCGGUCGAACUUCUCAACAAAAAUAAAGAGGCACUUGAAGCAAUUGGUAAUGAGAUUGCGAAGAACUGUGAAGAAGGUCUGAAGAAGAUGGGUCCAGUUGCUGCCGCUGAGUUCAUUAAACGGCAAGCACAAAGCCUUGUGGCCCGGCAGGUUCUAAACGCCACUGUUCGGGGUGGCGUAGACCAGUUUGGUCGUCGUAUGGCGGUCGUGGUUGCUGAUGAGUCUAUUCGCUUGGCUGCUGCUCAGUUCGGCGCUAGAGGAGCGGAAGCAGGGGUUCAGGCAGCAGUUGAAGGAGCUGCACCACAGUUUCUCGCUAACGCCGGCAAAAUGGCGAUGUUGGUACCUGGUCUCUCCGCUGCGGUGGGACAAGCUGUCGCCGAGCAUGUAACUGGGCAAAUGGGAAUUGAGAACCACCAUGCCAAGAACUCAAUUGCAGUUGGCGGAGCAGUGGCCGGGGGAGCUGCUGCCGGGGCCGUGAUAGGGGGUCCACCGGGUGCAGCAGUGGGUGCCGUUGUAGGUGUAGCUGGAUGGGGAAUAGGCAAAGUGAUUGAUGCUUCAAUUUCAAGCGGGUUGGGCAUCGUAGGGGGGCCCUCUGAUAAUUGGGCCUAUCUCAAAAUUGGUGAAAUAGACCAGGAGGUUUGCUUUAGUACAUAUAACAAAAGGGAUACAAUGUACUUUAAAUCUUAUUGGAAUGAAUAUAGGAAAAACGACAAAAACGAGUUUCAGAUGUCAGCAGGCCAAGGUCAACGUGAUGACUUUCAGUUGACAGUGUAUAAAGGCAACACAACCAUAGCACAUUUCCAGAAGGUGUACUACAGAGAUAUGAUUUAUGUAGCGAAGAACAAGCAAGGUAAACUGGCUGUGGCACACGGGAAGGGUGAGCUAUGGGAAGGGGAGGCGAGUAAUGUUAUCAUUAAGACUGAUUAAAAUAAUCAAAGCAAUUCUUACAAGUUAA